Messenger RNA from Paraglomus occultum, 3747 nucleotides. Lineage: Eukaryota; Fungi; Glomeromycota; Glomeromycetes; Paraglomerales; Paraglomeraceae. The record is from the annotation of a GenBank genome assembly.
AUGUACUCAGAGGAACUAGACGAGCAGCGAGUAGUUCUCUUCCAGCAGCUCAAGCCACUCUGCCUAUCUCUGCUCCAAUCCGUACCUGUCACACGCUCAAAUACCACUCGAAUCACACAGCUACUAUCAACCCUUCAUGCAACUCUUGCUUCCGUUUCCAAUGCCUCCAAUGUGUUAACUCUUAAUUUGAUUGAAUAUGUGUUUAAUUGUUUGCAGCAUUUAUUCCAGACUGCAGAGUGUCCUCGAAGCGACGCGUUUAUUGAAGGAUUCCUGAAAUGUACGCUUGUUAUGCUAGAAGCCAGUUGGUGGCAGUACAUGACACCGACUUUAUAUCGGCAGUUAUUUAUAUUUUUUGUCAGUAUCAUUGAAGGACCAGAACGAAGCAAGGAAAGGGAGAAACUCAAAGAGAGGAAUAAAACCAGCAAACAAAAAGAAUCUAUCAAGACGCCUGGCGAUACACCUGAUCACAAAUCCGAUGAAAAAUCUAAUGAUAACGAUAACACAAAAAGUCAGAUAGGCUCGUUGUCGGAAGAUACAAAACUCACCUGUCUUCGAUGUAUUCUGGCCCUUAAUCCGCCUCAUAGUCAGCAGCAGCAGUCACUUCAACAGGAACUUCGCGAUCCUCAAAUGCGCAUUGUGUCAGGCCGAUGUAUAUUCAUUCUGCUUGAAUAUAUUAAAGCAGAACGAAUGCUCGAGCUAAGAGUGCGGUCUCUGGAGACACUUCAAAUGAUAACAAACAGUCUAGAGGAUGCGAGCGUUGUGGCAUCAUAUCUACCCGGAGUCGUCAGCACACUUGGAAAUACUUUGAUAGAAAGUCAAAAGGAAAAUCACCGAUUACUGACAAGUAUUGUAGACGUAUUAGGCGAUAUAAUAAUAUUGGUCAUGAAGGAUAGUGUGAACGAUGAUAUAAUAACGAAAAUUGAAGAUUUACAGGAUUUGAAAAUAUUUAUCAACACGGCCAACGACUCGAGUGAAUUAAAAAAGGAACAAUCGGAAGAGCGAAAACCCAUGUAUAUUAAUCGUACUGCUUCAUGGCACAAGGCAACGUCGUAUCAAAUAAAAACACUUCUUUCUCAAAUCUUUACUAUUCGUAAUCACUCGUCUGCGCACUUGCGUCUUUCCUUUUCCAACUUUUCUUAUAAGCUACUUUUAUCAUGUUCCAAUUCUCUUUCUUCAUCACUAGCCAUUCUUCUCGAGACGUUACUACUGUACUUGUCAGACUCGUACAUCGAAGUGUCCAUCCCCACAAGACAUCACAUAGUAUCUUUACAACAUCAACAUGGGACAAAGUUUGAACAAUUGUUUGUUCCUACAAUGAAGGAGAAUCUGGACAAGUGGCUGACAAAUCUGCCAAGAUAUCUUAUAGGAGUAGAUGAAAAUGCAAAGAGAACAGUCUUGGAUCUUAUAUCAGGACAUGUGAGAGUCUUGGGCAGGGACGUGCAGAGCGUGCUGAAUAACAGUCUGGUCAGAAUGUCGUUUGGAUUGUUAGCUGCUGUCGAAUUCGACAAGAGUGUAACUAGGGUUGGUGUAGUAGAGAGAGAUAUCGGCGCCAUAGAGGGCAUAGAUUCUGGAAUUUUAGAAACAAAUGAAGUGGUUACUGCAUCAUCGUCAGUUAUUCCUGCUUUUCCAUCAACAAGCUCAAUUUUUUAUUCUCCGGUCCCGUCCUCUCUGCCUCCAUUUCCUCGAAUCCCUUUUAAACACCUUAGCCAGUCGGCAGUUCAUCAUUCACUCUCGACACUUUUCAGACUUUUUGGUUAUUAUGGUAACCUCUCGUUCCUGGUUGACCAUUUUCUCUCAUUUGCACAAAACAACUCGCCAAGAUUUCACGCCGAGUGUGUAUUAAUUGUCAACGAAAUAGUGCUUGGUGCCGGUGGAUAUGGGAUUAAUGAGGAAGAGGAUGACAUCGGAAGUAGGUUAUUUGACAGGAAAACAAGAACUGGAAAUGAAUUUAGCAAGGACUUUUUUGACGUCAACGGAAGAGCGGCUAAUGAUUAUAAAAACGUAAAAGAGAUCGCCAAAGCUUUGGUUACAGAGUAUGUCGAGUGGAACAGAGAAAAGACAGGAGACCGUAUAAAUGGGACGGAUGAAGAGUACACACUUGUUCAAUCUAUGCGAGAUAUCACUUUGCGUCAUAAUGCCCAGACAUCAAUAUCAACGUCUGCUCUUACCGCUCCAACGUACUCUCAAGCGAACGUAGUUAUACUACAAUCUCAACUUCUCCGCGGCAUAUCGAUAUCGUCCACAAUUCUUUGUAACGCCUUCCGUCCUCUUCUUCUUACUGCUCUAUAUCCUAUUCUUUCUUCACUUACCUCUUCACACUCGCUUGUUUCAAGUACAGCCCAGACGGCCCUGGUUCAUGUCUCUUACGAGUGCGGAUAUGCCUCUCCAUCUGAACUCAUUCUUGAUAAUCUUGAUUAUAUUAUUAACGAUGCAUCAAGGAAGUUACAGAAGCUGCGAGAAGAAAUGGAAGUGAUUGAUGUGUUGAGCAUGGUUGUCAAGAUUGGGGGAAUUGGCGUGUUACUCUAUAUUGAAGAUAUUGUCAGAGAUAUAUUGACGCAAAUGGAUAAAUGGAAUUUGGAUGAAGAAAUCGUUGCAAGGCUAUCGAGAGUGCUUGAGAAUGUUGUGUUGGUCGUUGGAAAUGAGCAAAAGGAUAGUAAGGGUACCAGCGAUACGAAAGGAGACGAUGGUGUGUUGGAAGAGGAUAAGACAAGCGAAAAAGUGAAUUCGUCUGGAAAUACAGUUACGACUGAAUAUGGAACAAUAUCAUCAGAAAUAGCCGAUUUUGUCGCGUCAUACUCUCCAGACGCGCCAUGCCGUCUGCUUCCGUCAGAGAAAGCAACACUUGAUGAAAUAGGUGAAUACUUUCUCGACAUUCGUCGGCAAAGAGAAUCGCAAGAACUCUCAACAGACCAAGAUGCAUUCAACAAUGACAGCGUAGCGAAUCACAACGAGUCUUUGCAGUCUCCAGAGGAGGCAACCCCGGUUCUAACACAGUCUCAGCAGAUAACACUCUCGAUUGUUGAUAAACUUGUGCACUUUCUUCCUGCUUCGUCGCCACAUCUUCGAUACACGGCACUUUGUAUCAUCCGCUUGGCUCUUCCUGUUUUUUAUUCACUUCCUAAGGAGCUGAAUCCGCUGGUUCAUCGCUUAUGGCCAUUGAUUAUGAAUAGGUUGGGUGAUGGAGAACAUUAUGUAGUACUCGCGGCUGCAGAAGUAAUCGAGACGAUCGCGAUAACAAGUGGUGAUUUUGUUAUGCGUAGGAUUAUUGAUGAUGUGUGGCCAAGAUUUAAGACGUUAAUGGACAGACGAGGGAAAGGUGUGAGCAACGACGUGAUAGAUACCUGGGAAUAUUCGAUUAGUCAUCGCAUGAAAGUAUCUAUUCUGAGUACUAUGUGUAUUACUAUCAAGAACGUAGAAUUAACCAGCGAGAUGUUAUUCGAGCUGAUGGAUAUAAUGUAUCCAUUAUUAAAUAAGAGACAACACGAGAGAAUACAGAAUAUCGUGACAGAAUUGUUUGAGGCUAUUGCUGAGAGACAUGCGGACGCCGUGUGGCUGAUAACAAAAGGAUUGGUUAAAGAGUAUUCGGUAGUUCGAGUAGAAAAAGGACAUAUAAGCGAUGAGAUUAUGCGUAAUAUCGUAUGGCCAGAGCAUUUGCAAAAGUAUUCAAAAGAAGAUGGAGGAGAAGCAUACCGAAAUAAUGUAGACAAGAUAUUGGAAAAAAUACAAUCACAGGAAGUUAAAUCCUAA